AUGAAAACCUUAAAGUCUCCUGAAAAUGUUGAAGUUACGCCUUCUAAAAAAAAAUUAAAACAAGCUAGACUGCCUUUUAAAAUUUUAAGUGAUGUAUUACCAGAAACAGUAAGUUCUAAUACAAGGAAAAGAAAACUUUCUGUUACUGAAAGUGAGCCAAUUACAAAAAUAGGAAAAGUUACGACGGAAAACGAUUUAGUAGCGACCAGUGGUGAAUUGGUAGUGAUAAGUGAUGAUGACAGUAAAGAUACUCCACAGUUACAAAAAGAAGAUGUUAAACUGAAUCCUUACGUUAAAUUGGUUGAUAGCGCUUGGAAGAAAAAACAUCAAAGAACGAAAUCCUCUAAAAAGAAAAAAAGUUUGCAAAAAGAGACAGCUACAUCUACUAACAGUAAAAAUAUAGAGGAUGGUACUAAGGAAAUAGAUAAAUCUGCUUGUAUGGAUGUCGAUGCCUUAGUAGACGAUAAUAGUCCGGUUAGCAAUGAUAAGCCUCCAGCUACAGACAAUACUGUUUUAAAAAAUCCCUCAAAUGAUAGUUUUAUAUUAAAUAAUGAAACACACAAUAACUCGGAAGAUGAAACUUGUGUUAAUAAAAAGUUAAAUAGCUCAUCAGCCUCAAAUGUAACUCAAGAAAACUUACAGGAGACAGAAAACAUUGAUGUUGUAAUGGAUACAGUUUGUAAUGAAUAUGAUAAAGAAAGUGAUCAAGAAAAUAAAGCUGUCACACCUAAAAGAAGUAGUAGGAACAAAGUGAAGACUGAUCAGAAAAAUUUGGAUAAAUCUCAAUCAAGCAUUUGUGAAUCUCCCGAUCCUAAUACUACUCCAAAACAUAAUACAAGGAGCUCUUCAGUCACCAACACUCAAGAUGUGCCUUUAAAUGAUUCAGCUUCAUUAACUCCAAAACAGGCGCAAAAGAAACUGGAAUCGGCAAAGAAAAAAGAAGAAAGAGAAAAAGAAAAACAAGAGCGUGAGAAGAAAAAACAACAGGAAAAAGAAGAAAGAGCAAAACAAAAGCAAGAAAAAGAGGACCAGAAAAGGCGAGAACGGGAAGAGAAAGAGGAAGCAAAAAGAAAAGAAAGGGAGGAGAAAGAAGAACAAAAACGAAAGGAGAGAGAAGAGAAGGAACGUCAGAAAGAACUAGAAAAAAAAUUAAAGGAAGAAAAAGAGGAACAGAAACGCAAGGAAAGAGAAGAAAAGGAGGAAAUGCGUAGGAAGGAAAAAGAAGCAAAGGAAGAAGAAAAACGGAAAAAACGAGAAGCUCAAGAGAUAGAGCGACAAGAGCAGGAGCAAAAAAAGAAAAAAGCAGCAGAGGCAUUUGUUAAUUUCUUUGUCCAGAAACAAAAGAAUGAAAAAGACCAGCUCACAGUUGGUCCAGUCAGCAAAAACUGCAUGUUAUCCAGUUUUACUAUAAAAGUUGACAUGAGAUUAGCACCUACUACUAGAAAUAGCAUAAACGAUGAACAAAAGGAAGCACUAGACAAUUUUUUAAAGGAACAAAAUGUACCUGAAAGUGCAUUAUAUAUAAAGAACUUGAAAGAAGGUGACAGAAAACCAAUGAGUGAUGGAAAAACUUGGCCAUGCAGUGAUAAAGAAAAUGAUGAUGACGUAAUAAUAGUUGAGGAUGAUUUACCGCCAAUAGAUGAUGCCGAUGAAAUAUUGAAUUGUGAAACUGCUGUGCGUGAAAAACUACGCCCGAAACUUUUCAGUUUCCAUGAAAAUAGGCGUCCACCAUACUGGGGUACUUGGCGAAAGAAAAGUGCAUUUGUUAAACCAAGACGACCAUUCCAACAAGAUCAGAAGCUGUUAGACUAUGAAGUGGACAGUGAUGAAGAUUGGGAAGAAGAGCAGGAAGGGGAAAGUAUUGACGGUAGUGCUGCUGGUAGCGAGGAUGAACAAGAUGCAGAUGAAUACGAAGUUGAUAAUGAAGUGUUUGUGCCGCAUGGAUAUCUUAGUGAUGAGGAAGCUACAGUGGAUGAAGACGAUGUCUUAUCUCUUUCGCCCGAGACACAAAAAGCCAGACUAAAACACUUGGAAGAUGAAUUUGAAUCUGAAUUAAAGAAGCCAACAGAGAAAUUAAAACCUAGAAUGUAUGGCAUAUUAUGGGAGACGGCUGAUGGAAAUAAACCAGAAAAAUGUGUUGAUGCAUUAUGGGAUUACUUUAAGAAAUUCUCCAUUAUUAUGAAUGACUUAACGCCAUUACUUCAUCCAUCAAAUGAACCCGAGGAAACAGAAAAAAAGAAACUGAAAAAGAAAAAAAGUGUGCCUGAUGUAGAACAGGUGCAAAGUAGUGCAGAAAAAAAGAAAAAAAUUAAACAAGACAGUAAGGAAUCAAAAAAAUUAAAACCCGAGGCAAAAAACAUUAUCCAAGAAACAAUGAAAAAUCAACCCGUAAUUAAUACAUUUUUAACAAAAUUAAAGUCCCCGUAA
Molecule: messenger RNA, 2427 nt
Organism: Parnassius mnemosyne (clouded apollo)
Lineage: Eukaryota; Metazoa; Arthropoda; Insecta; Lepidoptera; Papilionidae
Source: the annotation of a GenBank genome assembly